Paramecium pentaurelia is the source of this 461-nucleotide messenger RNA. The record is from the annotation of a GenBank genome assembly. Lineage: Eukaryota; Ciliophora; Oligohymenophorea; Peniculida; Parameciidae.
UAAUGAACAAAGUAAAUACUAAAAGUAAGUAAUAAGUACAAAAUGACUUUGAUUCAUAUUAAAGUGAUAAUAGCUAUCAAAGUGAUGGAGAUAAUCAACCAAUCAUAAUGAACUUUUUAGAAGAUAUUAAGGGACAUCUAGAUGGUGACAUUAGUUUUGAAACUAAUGAACAUGAUAUUUAUGAUCCUGAUUUCUCAUAAAAUAUUAGUCAUAGAAUCAAAGAGCAUUAAGACACAGCAUUUUAGAAGUAAAAAUUUAAAUCUAAUACUCAAUCAAUUAAAUCAUGCAAUUCAAUUAAUAUCAUUUGUUCAUUAGAAAUAUUUCAAUAACAAUUAGAACUUAAGCAUACUUAGAGUCUUCCAGAUCAAUAGAAUUUGUAAACAAUAUCUGAUUCAAAAAAAUAACAACUAAAUUUUUUAUGGGAAAAAAUUAGAUAAAAAAAUAAGGAUAAAGAAAAAUGA